Blastocystis hominis is the source of this 2049-nucleotide messenger RNA. RefSeq lists its product as hypothetical. Bases 1 to 2049 code for a protein of 682 amino acids. Gene Ontology annotation, molecular function: ubiquitin protein ligase binding. The transcript has 8 exons. The record is from RefSeq and is a predicted model, not a curated record. NCBI's taxonomy places the organism in Eukaryota, Bigyra, Opalinata, Blastocystidae. Gene Ontology annotation, biological process: ubiquitin-dependent protein catabolic process.
AUGCAAUCAACUGAACUUAUCUCGGACAUUAAAAGAAUAUGUGACAAAUAUGAAAAGAAGCUGCUUUCUCCUCAGAUUGCAGAACACUGUUUAAAACAAUGCAUAGAGGAGAAAACAAAGAAUACUUUACUCCUUUUUGUCAAGGGUCUACAAGAAGCAGAUUCUAUACAGUAUUGCCGUUCUGUUAUGAGAGUUCUAAACAAUUUUCAAUCUGAAUUGUCAAAUAUCAGUGAGCUAAGUGCUUUUGCUUCUCUUUUACCAAAUCUAUUUGGACAUAUUUUGGAUCCAUUGCUAAACGAAGACUUCUAUGAUCAUCUGAUAAACCUUCUUCAAUGUAGAAGCAAUACAAUCCUCUCUGGAGAUAUAACCAUUCAAACUGACGAGGAUACUUUAGUACGCACCCUCUUUUCACACCUCUCCCUUUCACUUCGUUUUUCCAUUAUUUCUAAAUCGAUUUCAUCUUGUGUGCUUUCUUCUUCUGCCGAGCUACGAGAUCUUUCUAGCCUAAUUCCAUGGCUCCAAUAUCUCUUCGGAGAAGAUCUCUUUGUUCUCCACAAUCUCCAUUACGAAUUCGAUGUUUUCUUUCGUCACCUCGAGUGUUCCUUCUUUGAAUCCCACAUUCUUGAAGUGGCUCGAUCCUAUCCGCAUUUCAACCUCCCUCCCAACCUUCGAUUAACCCAAGUCUAUUGCGACGAUCGCUAUGUUCGCCAUCUGGACGAGGUCGUCGCAUCCUGCAAAGAUGACAAGGAAAUCAUGGAGCUUUUUGCCCACAUCAUCUUCGUUUGUGAAGCGGCGGGAUUGGAAGUGAAGCAGAUCUCCAUGCUAUUGCAGCCGCUUUGUGAACGAAUUCGAAAGCGAGAGGAUUGGGUGAACGCGAUGUUUCUGGUGAUGGCAAGCGAAAUGAAUGUACUUCUCCGCUCUUUUUGUUAUUUCCGAGGAAAUGCUGACGAAUCCAAGACCACGAAAAAGAAGAAAAUGGAUUAUUUCGGGUUUUUCGUUUUGAUCGCCGGAGAUGUGAACGCGUUCGUGAACGUGGUGAGCGAUUUCUUCACCAAGCAAUUGCUCUUCGAAACGGAAGAAGCUGAAAACGCUUUAAUGUUCGUUCUUUUUUCUCUCUCUCUUUCUUAUUCGCAUAGAAUGGAAAAACUCAUGCUUUUUGUCAUUCGAAAACUCGGAAGAACCGAAUCCAAUCGCCUUGUGGGCAUGGUAAAACAUCAAAACUUUGGUCAAUCCAAGCUGCGCGAUCUUCGAAUUUCCCGAUCCUUCAAUUCUUCCUUCCACAACAAAGUCAAAGCUCCCUUUCGCUAUUCUUGCUCUGUUAUUUCCCGCGGUUGUUGGACGCUUCCAUCGAGUCAAAUCAUCUCGCUUCCGCCCGCCGUCGUGUCCCAGCAAAACCAACUGCAGCGGUUUUUUAAGAAAGCGUAUCGCAACCGGCAUCUCAACACGAUUGCGAACGAAGGAAGCGUUCAACUCACAGUGACGUUGAGAGGCGAAUCGCGAAGAAUGGAACUUUCGAUUAUGGAGUUCGUUCUUUUCAACGAAAUUUCGAAGAAUCGAAUCUGGACGACGGCGCAACUCAGCGAAAAGGUGGGAAUUUCCGUGUCGGUGGUGUUAAAACUCCUGUAUGGAUUGAUCGAACGGCAGUUAGUGAUUUGUGUGAAUGCAAAUCCGCUGCAAUAUCGCCAUGUGUUGUUCUGGGGAGAGAAAGGAUUGUCGAUCGAGACGAAUCGAGUGGAGGAAGACGAACUGUUGCAUGAUUUGCUGCGAUAUGAGCGAUUUGUGAUCGAUAUGCUGAACAUCAAUUUGAAUUUCUCGGAGAAGCAGCUGUUUCUGCGAUUGAAGCUGUUUCUGCAGGGAAAUAAUAAAUUUGUGUAUGGAGAGAAGGAAUUCCAUUUGUUGAUUGAAGAGAUGAAGCGGAAAGAUGUACUAUACGAGGAGGAUUCAGUGCUGAAACUGCGCCACUAUUUUGGUUUUGGUGUUUGUUACAAAGAGAACAAAAUGAAAAGUAAAUCCGAUAAUUAUUCACCACGUGCGCGUGGAGCUGCAUAA